AUGACAGCCCGUCGAGAGCUGCUCUCUGACAUUCCCGACUUUAGCAUCUUCAAAGGCGCGACGCAAUGCACCACAAACCACAAGCCCGGGUCUACGCAGCAGCUUGAACUCGUGGGCGGGUUCAUGGUUUCGACGCUGAGACUGAAUAAAUCUGCGCAGAGAGGAUGUCCCUGGUGCGCCAUCUUUUGGGAAGCGUUCAAGCGGUCGGUUGGCACGAGUAAGCCCGAGGACCAGGAUUUUAUAUACUGGCGAUAUGACGGGGAGAGCUUCUUCGAGCCGUGGUGUACAGCGCAGUCUGCCCUGGGGAAAGCAGAGUUUAAGAUUCAAAUUUACACUGAUGAUCUUCCCGGUGCAACCAGCGUCCACAGUCAUUUCCCCUUCAAAAACUAUCUCAACGGCCAAACAGACACAGAGCAGACAAUGUCGCAGAUAGACUACUGGCGACAGCAGUGCUCGACCAACCACGCCCAAUGCUCUGGUAUUUCCUCGUGGGUCAAUCUUCCCACUCGCCUCGUCGAUGUAAGCAGUCUUGCAAAUAUAAGACUUGUAGAAACGAGCGGCCAGCAAGGGCAAUACGUAUGCCUUACACAUAGAUGGGGCGAUCAGGGGAUGCCGAUAAAGACGACAACCGGCACGCUGGAACAGCUCCAGCAAGGCAUCCCGUUGGAAUCACUGCCGCCGACGUUCCGGGACGCUGCUCUCGUGACGAGGAGGAUGGGCAGCAAAUACCUGUGGAUAGACUCGCUGUGCAUAAUCCAAGACGACGACGACGACUGGGAAAGAGAAUCGGCGCAAAUGUCGUCCAUCUACAAGAAUGGCAUACUCACCAUAGCAGCGGCAUGGGCAUCCGGCCCAAAGGAUGGCCUCUUCCAGACCGUUCCAUCCGUGGUCGUCGACAGCAGAAAUCUCGAGCUCACCAAGCAUAAGCUUCCGUUUCCAAUCAUGGUCCGCAGACAGUUACGAUACGCUGUCGGCCACUUACGACACAACGAAGAGCACGGCGUUCUGGAUCGAUUGUGGAUUCUGCAGGAGCGACUUCUUUCGCCGCGGAUUGUGUACUUCGGCUUCAACGAGGUGGCGUGGGAGUGCAUGGCCGGGUCGGCGUGUGAAUGCGAACCAAUGCUCGCGAGCUACAUUGCAAGCGAAUACUCUCCCCGCGAACCAUUCAACCCCAAGUCAGCAUACAGUCUUUCCACGUCGUCUCACCAAGGCGCCCAACCGGGUGUACAGUCCCCUGAGCUAUGGCACCACAUUGUCAAUGCCUACACUGGCCUCGACUUCACAGCCCGUAAAGACAAAUUCCCCGCAUUGGCAGGCUUAGGGUCCGAUAUUGCGAGAACACGCCCCGGGGAUGAGUACCUAGCUGGUCUAUGGCGCUCGACCUUCAUGACGGAUCUACUCUGGCGGAAACGCAAAAGAGGUGACUGGGAGGCCACUGCUUUCGGGAAACACUACGAUCUGAAUAACUGUUUUGGGAGCAGAGACGUAGGACGCGCAGAAUUCAACAACAAGAUUGCGAAACUGGAGAAGAAAGACCGAGAAAUUCGACUGCAAAAUGCGGAAAAGUUGGCGCCAUCGUGGUCGUGGGCGUCGAUCAACACGCAGGUCGAGUAUGAAAAGGAGUUGAAUUCCACGGACAUGGAGCUCGUUGAUGCGGAGGUAGCAGAGAUUAUUGCCACGGACUGCGUCCACAGAUUUGGAAUGGGCAUGCUGCGAGAUCCAAAAACAGCGUCGGUGAAGCUUAGAGGGAAGAUUGCAGAGGUGGAAGUACGCACAGUCAAGGCUUUGCCGGGGGAGAUUAUGCUAUACAGAGAUGAUCAUGCCAUGGCGUUCUCGGAGGCAGAUUACCCCGGGGACGUGGAUAGGAGCGGCACAUUAUUUUGCUUCUUGAUAGCUGCUGGGAGGGUGAGGGCGAAGUUGGCAUUGGGCCGGAUAUACGGACUUGUUUUGGCGCAGAAGCAGGACGACUUUGGGGGUACGAUAUUUCAGAGGGUGGGCAUGUUUCGAGAGACGUUCCGCCAUGGUAAAGAGUGGUGUGUGUUUGAUGGGAUAACAGACGUUGUAGACGUUAUACUGGUGUAG
Molecule: messenger RNA, 2082 nt
Organism: Pochonia chlamydosporia 170
Lineage: Eukaryota; Fungi; Ascomycota; Sordariomycetes; Hypocreales; Clavicipitaceae
Product: HET domain-containing protein
Exons: 2
Coding region: 1-2082 (693 amino acids)
Source: RefSeq, a predicted model, not a curated record